Molecule: messenger RNA, 2441 nt
Organism: Mastomys coucha (southern multimammate mouse)
Lineage: Eukaryota; Metazoa; Chordata; Mammalia; Rodentia; Muridae
Gene: Tmem41b
Product: transmembrane protein 41B
Exons: 7
Coding region: 230-1105 (291 amino acids)
Cellular component (GO): endoplasmic reticulum membrane
Source: RefSeq, a predicted model, not a curated record
GGCGGGCGGGAGCGCGCGAGGUUUGUGGGCGGUUCUGGGCGGGCCCUCACCUGAUCUCUCUGGGAGGCUCCGCCGAGUGUCAAGUUUUCCAGGUCGCCUCAGGUGAGGGGGUCGUACCGGAAGAGGCUGUGCCGCGCGCCUCGGUGUGGAAAGGAAGCCGCGGGAGGAGCUUUCGUAGUUCAAGGGGGCGCGGCACCACUGGGAGGUCUAAGCGGCCCCCGCAGCAGCCAUGGCGAAAGGCAGAAUUGCCGAUAGAUCGCAGACCGAGAUGUUGCACUCGACCCCAGCAGGGGAUCUGACAGCGAGGACGCAGGGUUCCGCCGCGCCUGGUAGCAAAGAUCAUCUGAAAGAAAAGCCGUGUGCAGAAGCUGGAUCAGCAAGGACAUCACUCCUUAUACUGGUGUCUAUUUUUUCAUGUGCAGCUUUUGUUAUGUUUUUGGUAUAUAAAAAUUUUCCUCAGCUUAGUGAGGAAGAGAGGGUGAAUAUGAAGGUUCCCAGAGAUAUGGAUGAUGCCAAGGCUCUCGGAAAAGUUCUCUCCAAAUAUAAGGAUACCUUUUAUGUACAAGUAUUGGUUGCUUAUUUUGCUACAUAUAUUUUUUUGCAAACAUUUGCUAUCCCAGGUUCCAUAUUCCUCAGUAUACUCUCCGGGUUUCUUUAUCCCUUCCCACUUGCCCUAUUCCUUGUUUGUUUGUGCUCAGGACUUGGUGCCUCAUUCUGCUACAUGCUUUCCUACUUAGUCGGAAGACCCGUUGUAUACAAAUACCUAACAGAGAAGGCAGUGAAAUGGUCACAGCAGGUAGAGCGUCAUAGAGAACAUCUUAUUAACUACAUUAUAUUUUUGAGAAUCACACCAUUUCUGCCUAAUUGGUUUAUUAAUAUUACAUCUCCUGUGAUAAAUGUACCAUUGAAAGUGUUUUUUGUUGGCACUUUUCUAGGUGUUGCACCUCCUUCUUUUGUAGCAAUCAAGGCAGGAACAACUCUAUACCAGCUUACAACAGCAGGAGAAGCUGUUUCCUGGAACUCCAUAUUUAUUCUGAUGAUUUUGGCUCUUCUUUCUAUCCUGCCAGCUAUCUUCCAAAAAAAACUAAAGCAGAAGUUUGAGUGAAAAUCAUGGUUUUUUGUUUAUCACCUCCAUCACUCCUGCCACCACCACUGUCAUCUCAGGAUUAGCAGGUGUAUUCAUUUUAUGUUUGGAAAUCACCUCUUCAGUAGCUGAAAGGACUUGUGAAGUAAAAUAUCCCAUGAGAUAGAUAAUGCAUGUAUGGGAGAACAGAAAUUGGUAUGCUAUGAGAAGUGCUGCCAUCUGCAUCUGACCUGAGAGAGAUACGUACACUUUACUGUUCCAGGAUUGGCUCUGAGACAUCAUUCAUAAUGGCUUGGUUUGGAAUUUUUACUCUAAAUGAUUCGUUUAAAGUGUUUUUUUCUUUAUGUCUGACUAAUGACUAAAAUGGUGAACUCAGGUACAGCGGACAUACUUAUAACCCCAACUGCUCAGGAGACUAAGGCCAGAGUAUUGCUAGUUUAUGAACAUCACAAGACACCCUGUAUAAAGUAAAAUAAGGAACAGUGAAAUUAAAUAAAAUAAAAAUUCAGAGCACAAACUGAAUACUUGAAGCAAAAGUGAGUUUUUCAUGUUCUUUCUCUUUUCAGACAGCACUUUCCAUAGGUGAGUAAAUAUAGCAAGGAUGAGUUAUUUAAGUUUUCCUUAGAAAUUUGUAUCAUGGAUUAGUCUGAUAAUUUGAAUUCUGGCCAGUCUGCUUUCAUCUUUUUUUCUAGGUUUUACAGUAUUUUCACCAUACAUAUAGAAAAGGAAAAUUAUAUAUCUGUAUCAUAUUGGUGUUGAUAAUGUAUAUUAAGAUAAUGAUAUUUUGUUACAGUGUCUUUAUUAUCUCAAAAGGGGUUCUAAAAGUAAAUACUCGAAGCAUAUUCUUUUUAGACAUUAUUUUAUACUGAAACAACUAACAGUAGGACAUUAAUGAUUAAAUCUAGUUUAUUUGUUCCAGUGACUGUAAAAUUUGCCUCAUAGUUUUGUUGCUCAUUAAAGGAUGUAUGUAAUUUAAUUUCAUGCAUGACACAUCUGCAGCUGCUCUGUUGCCUUCCCUCUGAUGACCUCCUUUGGGGCAGCACUUGGCUAGUACACUUUCCCAGCUGUAAAGCUUCUACUCUCUCACCUUGACAUGGUGACUGGUGUCUCCACCAUUUCUUUGAAGAGACUCCUUUUGGCUGCUCUUGUUCCUUGCCAGGACAGAACCAUCUAAAGCACUAAGAUCCCAGUUGGUAUGUUGAACAGUUGCUUUAGUGGAGUGGGAAGUCCUUGUGUUGUUAUUCUUCAAAGUCUGAUCAUCUCAAAGCCUGUUUCUCCUGCAAAAUGUAGACUAAUCCUUUUCUGUCACAGUAUUAACAUGUGGAAAUAUUACAAAUACAAGGAAGAUAAUACUGAU